Messenger RNA from Camelina sativa (false flax), 527 nucleotides. Its product is annotated as 10 kDa chaperonin, mitochondrial. Gene Ontology annotation, molecular function: protein folding chaperone; ATP binding; metal ion binding. Gene Ontology annotation, cellular component: mitochondrion. The record is from RefSeq and is a predicted model, not a curated record. Lineage: Eukaryota; Viridiplantae; Streptophyta; Magnoliopsida; Brassicales; Brassicaceae.
GAACAUUCUUUUACCAGCUACAUCUAGCGGAACUCGAGCAGAGCAUUUUGAUCCAUCCAAUCACCGUCGUCUUCAUCGUAGAAUCAGAGAGAAAUGGCGAAGCGUUUGAUCCCGACACUUAACCGUGUAUUGGUGGAGAAGAUUCUUCCACCGUCGAAGACUGUCUCCGGCAUUCUCUUACCGGAGAAAUCAGCUCAGUUGAAUUCGGGGAAGGUGAUAGCAGUUGGUCCUGGAGCUAGAGACAGAACUGGGAAUCUGAUUCCUGUUUCGGUUAAGGAAGGAGACAAUGUCCUUUUGCCUGAGUUUGGUGGUACUCAAGUUAAGCUUGGAGAGAAAGAGUUCCUAUUGUAUAGGGAUGAAGAUAUCAUGGCUACACUUCACGAUUGAUGUGUUGAAGAAAUAGAGUUUGGUUAUUGCUCUUUCAUUUUGUUGUCUGCCAUUGUUAUGAGUUUGUGAUUGUUCUUUACUACUGUUGGCAACAAGUUCUUAUAAUUCCAAUAAUCUAUUAUGAUUGAGAAUGUCUUAGA